AUGAAUCUGGAAAGUAGCCACAAAAUUUUAACACACGCGCAAAACAAAGCAAACACAAGCAGUUCCUGUAAAGAUAUGAAUCAACAUGUACUGAAAGGUGAUUGCAGAAAUGGAAUAAAAAAAAAGGAAAUACGAAAUGAGAAAGUGGGGUAUGUCAACAAGAAUGAGAAGCAUUGCAACGUGAAAAAUACAGACACACAUUUUGCGGAAGACGAAGGGGAUAAAAAUGUAGAAGAGAAAAAAAGAAUACCCUUAGAUUUACACGAUAUUGACAAAUUGGCAUAUGGAAGUAAAAAAAUAAUAGCGUUUUGCAUGGGGAGGAAGGAUGACACCAGUUGUUCUACGUACUGCGAGGGUUACCCGCACGAAAACUACAAGGAGGAUAGUGUUGCACUGGAGGGUGCAGUGGCAUGCGAAAUGGAGAGGGGCACUGAUAAUAGUGCAACGGAUGAGGGUGCCAAUUAUGACUGGAGUGAAAGAAGGAAAGCGGGGAAGGAUAACAUAUUAAGGGGGGAGGCGGAAAAGGUGGAAAAGAUAACUGAGAAAGCGACCCAGAAAGGGGAGUUUAAACAAAACGAGGUUAUCGCCCAAACUGGGUUGGAAAUGAAUGACCAUGUCACAAAUGAAAUUGGAGAGGAAUCCAAAGCGAAUUCGCCCAAAAAUAGUACGAAAAAAAGCACCUCCAGAAGGAGCAUGAAGAAGGGGAAAGAAACGAACACCCCCUCGAUUAAGAAUGACAGAAACUUAAUGAAGCAAAAAUGCAUCAAAAUUAAGGAAAGCAAGAAAAAAAUAAAUGACGAUAAUUUAGAACUGAAGUAUGAACAUAAUAGUUCGAAGGAAAUCCAGACAGGUGAUGGGGGGGGCCCGUGUAAUGAAAAGGGUUCAGGCGUAUCAAAUGGAAAGGCGAUUAAUGAAAUACCAGAAGAUGAAAAAAAGGAGGACCAAAAGGAGAGCUCAACAUAUGAUAAAGGAAAUGUUAAAAAGAGCAAGAGGAAAUAUUCUGAAGAAAAUGUUAACGGUAAAGAUGACAUAGGUUUGCACGAAAAGGGGAACACGAAGAAAAAAAAAAAAGACUCUCACGCGAAAGAUGGGGAAGACGUAACGAAGGAAAAAGCGAAAGGUAACCAUAAAAGUGGCCAAAAAGGCCAACACAUAAGUGUAAAUAGCGGAAAAGCGGAAAGUGAGAAAAAAAAACAAGCGGGUGCCCAACUGGUUAUAGAAAAGGAGAAAAAAGGCCAAAGCGGAGAUGCCACUACGGUUGAAAGUGUAUCUCAAGCACGUGCAUAUAAGAAGGAAAAAAUGGAUGACGACAAGACAUAUAACGCUUCAAAAGGGAAGGAAGUGGCCACGAAGGAAAAUAACGUAAGUAAGGAAAAGGGCAGCAAAGAUAAUGCAAAUGAAUUUGAGGGUAAAAAAGAUACGCCAAAAAUUAUUAAUCCAAAGGAUAAUGGACAACCGAAGAAAAAAUAUGCAAGACUUUUGAAAAGCCUGCAAACAAAUUUAUCCAGCAAAAUGAUAGAACAAGAAGGCGGAAAAAGAAUUCAAACAUGGGGAGGAAAGCUAACUUUGCAACAAAAAAUUAAUCAAUUUAUAAAGAACAAAAUAGCGACAAGGACGGAGUACAAAUAUGGGAAGAAGCCAAACACACUGUCCAUAUGUAAUCAGUUCAAUUUGUACAACCACUUAACCAUGCUGAAUGAUUUUAACAGGUUGCAUUAUUACAGAGCGGCGAUGAGAUGGACGGGGCAUAAGGACAUGUGCGAAUGUGAGGACAACCCUUUGAUUGCACUCUGUGGGAAGGGUGAAAAGAGUUAUCUUCAUGUAGGCAGAACGGGUAACACCAUAAACGCAUAUGAUGAAGAAGUUGAGGGAAUGUUGGAGGACCAAAAGGGAGAGAAGAAUCCAUAUAUAUUUUUUGAAAAUAAUAAAGAGUGCUACGUUUACAAUAAGAAAAUAAUUGAAAUAGGAACAGGACCACUUUCCUUAUUAUCCAUUAAUGCCAUUCUGAAUGGAGCCAAGCAUGUAGACGCGCUAGAGGUUAAUAAAGACGCGUCCGAAAUGGCAAAGAAAUUGAUAGAAGGAUAUAAUUUGGAAGAUUUUAUUAAAAUUAUAAAUUGUUAUUCGAAGAUGUAUGUAUAUAAAGAGGAGGAUCAUCAGAGGAGACUGAAAAGAAGAAGCUCCUUUUACAACUACUUUGAUUCUAACGUCGAUGAGCAGCACUGCAGCAAUUUUAAUUACGACUUGAUAAUAAGCGAAGUGAUAGGGGAUUUCGCCUCACAGGAAGGGGUGGCAGACAUAUACCUCGAUUUGCACAGGAAGAUAUUUUCUUACCGAAAGUAUCAAGAGUAUUUGCAGAAUUGGGGCAAGGGGGACGGUCCGAAUGCCCCUACUGAGGAGGAAGGAAGGCCAAUAGACUACGCAGAAAAUAGUAAAAACGAACAGACGGACGAGCAAUAUGAACGGGAUAACGUUAAGAGGGUGAAAAAAAUAUCAUACAACGAAUUCGCAGCAGAUGAUAAAUUAUACAACUGUGAAGAAUUCUACAAGAUGAACGUGAAGAGUAUACCGUAUAGCGUUACGACAUAUUACUGCCCCGUGAAGUUUCCUUACUACGACAAUAUAAUAUAUAAAAGUGAGAAUUACCCAGAGAGGACAAUUAUUAGCCCCAAGAGUAAGCUAUUACAAUCCGUUAUGUUGGAGUGGUCUAACUUACCAUUAACUGAAGAAGAGGAAAAUGAGAACACCCAUUUUGGUACACUAGAAUAUUUAUAUUUGGAACAAAAUGUAGCGAACCAAAUGGUACAAAAAAGGAAUCACAUCUUUUCGAUUCAAAAGAGUGGUCCUUUUUGUGGUUUUUUAAUAACCAUAGAUGUGGAAAUUCGAAAGGGGGAACAUUUUGGAACCAAAUAUGGAACCUGCGACAGUUGGUACACCAACAUAGUUUUAUUAAAAGACGAAAUUAACGUUAAUAAGAACGAUUUGGUGGUUAGCAAAACGUACACAAAUUUGUUAAAUUAUAAUGAGAAUAUUAUUGAUAGGAAAGUUGUUUUGGUUUCAAGGCCGUCCUACACGUUUUAUGGCUACAUAUUAAAGUCGAUGAGGCACAACACGCUUUCUGAGUGCACGUCGGAUAGUGAUGGAGAUAUUAGCAGUAGCUGUUUUGAAAAUUCCGAUGGGGAGGAUUACCCAUCCAACGGUAGUAGCUACAUCUACCUGGAUGACGAAACGAUACUGUUACUAGACCAGAUGCAUUUUCACGAAAAAGUGCUAACCAUGAGGGGAAGACAGAGUGACGAGGACGUUACAAUGGGUGAUUCUAAAAAAAAAAAAAAUACCGCAAGUGUUAAAGGGGAAGGAAAAAAAAUCAAUGCAAAGAAUAACCAUAUGGAGAAAAACAAAUUAAAUGGUUUGGAUGAACAAGUGGAAGAUAAUGUUGAAGGUCAUUCCAAUGUUGCCCACGGAUCAGUGGAAAAUCACUUCGGGAAGAAGGGGAUCGAUCAAGUUGUGGGCGUAACAUAUGACAGAUCAGCAAGCAACAGUUCCAGCAUCGGCACGAAGAAAAAGUCGCAUAAGGACGCCUCGGUGAACAAAACGAAAAAGGGAAAGAGAGCCAAUUUGGAGGAAAAAUGUCCCAAGAAAGAGCCCAUUUCGGACAGAGACAAACAAAUCAACAAGCACGACCAUUCCCCCACAAGUAAGGAAAAUGAAAGGGGCAAAAGCGUUAAAGGAGAAAAGACCAAUUUGGUGGAAACAGUCGAAAAUGGCAAUAUUGCCAACAGCAGUGGCGGAAAUAUCAAUAGUCUCAAUAGUCCCAAUAGUCCCCAAGAAGGGGCACAAAACAAAAACACGCCGAAGAAGAACGCCAUGAAUCAGGCGAAUAGGAAGAAAAAAAAAGACAAUCUGCAAGGCGAAAAUAAAUACAAAAAGAAAUUUUCGGAUGAAAGCAGGGAAGAAUACGAAAAGGACAUAGCAGACAUUAUAAAUAAUUACAACAUGAAUGCGAAAUUUUAUUAUGAAAAUUUAAAAAAUAAAAUCCUGGUUUAUAGGAACAUGAAGUACAAGUUGAUGCAUAUUUACGAGCCGGUAGUUAUUGACUACGAUGAGCAAGCAACGGUGAUUUAUAAGAAGGAUGAUAUUUAUAAUAGCAAGGAAAAUAACAUGAGUGAGUUUGUGAAUAACGUAUACCAUUGA
Molecule: messenger RNA, 4191 nt
Organism: Plasmodium coatneyi
Lineage: Eukaryota; Apicomplexa; Aconoidasida; Haemosporida; Plasmodiidae
Exons: 1
Coding region: 1-4191 (1396 amino acids)
Biological process (GO): peptidyl-arginine methylation
Cellular component (GO): nucleus
Molecular function (GO): protein-arginine N-methyltransferase activity
Source: RefSeq, a predicted model, not a curated record